Elaeis guineensis (African oil palm) is the source of this 3754-nucleotide messenger RNA. Its product is annotated as pentatricopeptide repeat-containing protein At1g07590, mitochondrial. Gene Ontology annotation, cellular component: mitochondrion. The record is from RefSeq and is a predicted model, not a curated record. Gene Ontology annotation, molecular function: protein binding. Lineage: Eukaryota; Viridiplantae; Streptophyta; Magnoliopsida; Arecales; Arecaceae.
AUGCCGCGAUUCCGACUCCCGUUGUUUUUGUGCCGGAGGAGCCGUGAUCUCCACCUCCACUCCAUCCUCCGGAGCUUCGCCUCCUGCCCCCUCCCUGUGGCAUCGCCUCUAGAUUUCCCCAAGCCCCAAGAACGAGAAGGAGAACCCUCGGAGGAGAAGCCCGGCGAGACGCUGUCGUCGAGGGUGGAGAGGCUGACGAGGGGGGAGUCGGUGGUGUCCGCCUUCCAGAGAUGGAUGCGACAGGGAUUUGCCAUCCACAGGGGCGACAUCUUCCACGCCAUCAAUCGACUUCGGAAGCUCAAGAUGAACAAGAGAGCUCUCGAGGUUAUGGAGUGGGUGAUUAGAGAGAGACCUUACAAGCUGAAAGAACUGGAAUACUCUUAUCUUCUGGAGUUUACAACCAAGAUUCAUGGCAUUUCACAUGGUGAAAGUCUCUUCCUUCGCAUCCCUCAUGAGUAUCAGAAUGAGUUGCUUUACAACAAUCUUGUCAUGGCAUGUUUGGAUAAGGGUUUGAUUAGGCUUUCACUAGCCUACAUGAGAAAGAUGAGGGAAUUAGCCUUCCCCAUCUCCCCUUAUGUUUACAACCGCUUGAUAAUUCUCCAUUCCUCUUCAGGCCGUAAGAAAAGUAUUCCUAGAAUUCUUACUCAAAUGAAGGCUGAUGGUGUCUCCCCACAUACAUCCACAUACAACAUUCUGUUGAAGAUGGAAGCUGACGACCAUAAUAUUGAAGGGCUCUCAAAGGUAUUCAUUGAAAUGCAACGAGCAAAAGUUGAACCAGAUGAAAUCACUUUUGGCAUCCUAGCAAUUGCACACGCUGUGGCAAGACUGUAUACAGUAUCUGAGACAUAUGUUGAAGCAAUUGAAAGAUCAAAAACUGGUAAUAACUGGUCUACCCUGGAUAUUCUGCUUAUCUUGUAUGGUUACUUGGGGAAGAAGGAGAAGCUAGAGAGGACUUGGAAGUUUGUUGAAGAGCUUCCUCAUGCUAGAUCUAAAAGCUUUAUGCUAGCAAUUGAAGCAUUUGGAAGGAUAGGCCAUGUAAGUAGAGCUGAAGAAAUAUGGGCAGAGAUGAAAUCAAACAGAGAAUUGAAGUUGACAAAGCAGUUUAAUUCCAUUAUAUCAGUCUACUGCAGGCAUGGGCUCAUGGAGAAAGCAUCUGAGAUGUUCAAACAAAUGGAAGCAAAUGGAUGCGAGCCAAAUGCUAUAACGUAUCGCCACCUUGCACUAGGUUGCUUAAAGGUUGGUUUGAUAAAGGAAGCACUGAAGACUAUGAACAUGGGGAGGAGUGAAACUAUGGGUUUUCAGGUAAGAAGAUCUACACCAUGGUUGGAGACUACUCACAUGGUACUUGAGGCUUUUGCAGAUUUGGGUGACUUAGAAAAUACAAAAAUGUUAUUUAAAGAAUUCAAGGAAACAAAGUAUUGUAGGUACACCUUUGUGUAUAAUACCCUUCUAAAGGCUUAUGUAAAGGCAAAAGUUUAUGAUCCAGAACUAUUGAGGAAGAUGAUUUUGGGAGGAGCAAGGCCUGAUGCUGAAACAUACAGCCUUGUGAGACUCUUAGAACAGUUUAAGAACUGACAGUAUCACACAAGGGGAGAUGCUUUAACGCAUAGAAAAAAGAACAGAUCAACAUUGUAAUCUUUAUAUUGCAGUGAGUCUGGAAUUGGAAGCUGAUGUUAUCGGUUGUGAACAUGUCAGUUGAAAGGAUGAAUAUCAAUGUGGAGAACAGCUGUAUCUUUGCCACAUCUGCGCAAAUGAAAUUGUUUAGCACUCUGGAGAGCUUGAGCAGAAGUUAUUUUGAUCUCUGGAGGAGAAUGGUGUGAGGGAUUAAAGGUUAUUAAAUGAAUAGGAAUAUUGGGAUUACAAAAUUGCUGAUAUGACAAGCUGAAACCACUUUAUCUAUUUUGAAGUGUGAUUUCACAUCCCUGCCUAUAGGACUGCACAUUGGUCAUGUUGGCAGUGAUAUGACCUAUGCCUACUGAUCUACUUUCUGGGGUAUAACUCCCAUGAUAUCAGCAAAGAAUGAUUUGAAAGGAGUAGCUGCUUCUGACAGAACCAGACUGUAGAUAUUUUGAAUACCGAAGGCGAUAAAAACAAUAUUAAUGGAAGUAAAGUCAAUUUGAAGGCGAACAUGAUGUCUCAGCAUCUUGUAGGAUGUUUUAUUUCUCCUACAGAGAGAGAAAUGUAGACCAAACGCCUUCAAUCAAACUAUUCCUAGGUUUACCAGCAUAUAUGCUCACAUCCUCUAAAAGAGUGCUCUUUUGUACCAUACCAAAAAUCCACCAUCCAGAUGAAGUCAUCUGAUCACAUAGUGCAUUGACAUUGGGCUAUCGGUUCAAUCAACAGGUAUAUUGGUGCUUUGAGAGCAGUCUAGGGUUUGGCAUGUCUGCUUCCUGAAUCAUUGCCAUGGAGGUUCUGAAUCAUGCUUAUAAUCUGGUAUAGCAUCCAUCAUCUCUAAUCAAGUUGCAAUCACAAGAUAUGGACAUACAGGCAACAUUAAAUUCCCAUGGGAAAGCAUGCCAGUCAGAUUUAUGUAGCUGUUGCCUGCACAAGAAUACUCUCAACAAGUGGUCUUCAUGACUUUCAUUCAUAGCAUGACAAAGGAGGGUUUCUGAGGUUCUAGUUCCAUAAGCCUGGACUGAAGGUAGUGGUUAUCAAAACCUGCAGCCAGUGGCUUCUUCCAAGAUUGGCCUCUAUGAACUUUAUGCUGUAGCAACUUAAUUGCUUGAUUAUUUGCUUAACUUUGUGCCGGAAGCCCCAAAAAUAUAAUUUCAAAUCCUUGGCAAGUGCAUGUCAAGUGAUGUGAUGUAGGGAUAUGAAUGGCAUAGUUGACAAGAGAGAGAACAGGAUUGUGAGUGCUAACGAGAGCAAAGUGAUCUCAGUCUAUCUGCCAAAUAUUCUCUCCUGGGUUUUCUGAAGUCGAUUACAUAGUUGUAAUAAUGUAGCCAUUGCAUAUUCUUUUUUUUCCUUAUUUUUGAUGAAACAAACCAAGGCCUAGCUAACAGAUCACAAAAAUAACAGGUCCCAUUCCCUCUGAACAAAAUUCAGAAUCCAGCUAAAGUGACGAGGGCAGCAACUCAGACCCCCCAACCCCCCAUCAAUUCUUUUUCCUUUAUUUCCUUUAAUAGGAUGCGUGUGGAAGUGUGGAACUCUUUGCAGUUCAUUUUAUCUGUUUGCUGGCAUGCAGGUAUGUGCUUCUGUUAGGAGCGAUUAAUCAUCAUCCAAAACUUUUUGCAUCAAAUCUGUGGUUGUCUAUAGAACAGCAUUCCAGAUUGAGAAGGCUCCAUGUAAGAACCAAGCAUAUCUUACAACUCCAAGUUAUCAACAUACAAUUAUCAUGUCAAAACACCUUAUGCAUAUUAUGAUUUUGUUUUUUUGUGCCUUCUAACACUCUGGAGAUAUGUGUUAGUAUAAAGAUAAUUGUUUUUCAUGUAAAACAAAUCAGUUAAGAGCCAUUAUCCUCACCAUGUAUGUCCAUUACAACAGAAUAACAGCUUUGAAGGGUGUUAUUUGAGUGCCUGAAAUAUACAUGUACAGAAAUAGUCUGUUAUCUGAGGGUUCCAUUAUUUCCCUUCUAUUUUGUUUUGGCGGCAGAUACCCUUCCAAGAAUGCUUCAAUUGGCCAGCAGAAAUGAGCUGCUUCAUGGUCUAGGUCCUUCUAUUGAAGCUGAGAUUUUGUCCCUUCACUUUGCAUAUGAUACCAUUCUUUUUAUUUUCUUGGUGGCUACGUAUAAUCAAAUAUGCCUUAUAUCUCUUUC